AUGCCUCUCAAUGCUCAGGCUAUCUACCCUGCGGCCGACCCAGAGUUUGUCGCUUUUCCCAGUCGCAGGAGUGUAGUACACAGCACCAAGGGUAUUGUGUCAAGUUCACAACCUCUCGCUUCGAACUGUGGUCUGCGAGUGCUGCAACAAGGUGGAAACUGCGCAGAUGCAGCCGUCGCAGUUGCGGCCGGUCUGAACAUGACCGAGCCCGGUAGCACGGGUAUCGGUGGUGACAUGUUCUGUCUGUUCUACGAUGCAAAGACCAAGCAAGUACAUGCUCUGAAUGGCUCUGGCCGAGCUCCAGGAAACGCAACAUGCGAGAAAGUACGACAGUCACUAGGCAUCAAGGAGGGACAGAACGGCACAAUUCCUAUGCACAGUGCACAUGGAGUCACUGUUCCUGGAGCAGCAGCUGGCUGGGUUGAUGUGGUUGAGAAGUUUGGCAGUGGAAAGUUGAGCAUGGAACAAAUCUUGACACCUGCUAUUGAGUUGGGAGAGCAAGGUUUCCCAGUUUCGGAGAUCAUGGGCUACUACGUGAGCACUCAAUCAAUAUCCUCAACGAGACACUCUGCUAAUACCUUGUGUAGUNGGUCGAAAGCCGAGAAGUCGAUCCGAGAUGCCUCGCCCAACUUCGCCGAGAUGCUCAAGAAAGACCCGAAUGCAAAGGAUGGCUGCCGUGCUCCAAAGCCUGGCGAGAUCAUGCGUAAUCCUACCCUGGCGCAGACCUUCCGUGAGGUUGCCAAACACGGAAAGGCUGGUUACUACACUGGAAGAAUUGCAGAAGAGUUGGUCAAGGUCGUUCAGGAUUUGGGAGGCUUCAUUUCGUUGGAUGAUCUGAAGAACCACAUGGAGAAGGGCAGCGAAGAGGUUGACCCUAUCAAACUCAACUACCGUGGACAAGGCAUCGCAAAGUCACACGGAGACACGAUGCAUGAUAAAAGCUCAGAAGGUGUCGAUGUGUGGGAGCAUCCUCCCAAUGGUCAGGGCAUCGUCGCUCUGAUGGCAUUGGGAAUGCUUCAAGAGUUGGAGAAGGACGGCAAGAUUCCCACAUUCUCCGACAAGGACCACAACUCUGCUGAGCACAUUCACGCUGUUGUCGAGACUCUCCGUAUUGCCUUUGCCGAUGCCAACUGGUGGGUGGCAGACCCUAACGUAGUCAAGGUUCCUUCUCAGGAGCUCAUCUCAGAACAAUACCUGGCCGAGCGUGCUAAGCUCUUCGACCCCAAGAAGGCUGGUGACAUCCCUGACCAUGGUUCUCCCGCCCACAACCACUCCGAUACUGUCUACUUUGCUGCCACUGACAGCGAAGGUAACGGUAUCUCGUUCAUCAAUUCCAACUACGCUGGUUUCGGCACUGCCAUCAUCCCCAAGGGAUGUGGUUUCACCCUCNAAAACCGAGCCUGCAACUUCAUGCUGCAACCAGCAAAUCACCCCAACGUUUAUGCUCCCAACAAGCGUCCUUACCACACCAUUAUCCCUGCUCUGAUCACCAACAAGGCAGACCAAAGUUUGCACUCUGUCUACGGUGUUAUGGGUGGCUUCAUGCAACCUCAAGGACACGUGCAGGUGCUAUUGAACAUGCUCGUCUUCAAGAUGACCCCGCAAGCAGCUCUCGAUGCACCCCGUAUCUGUAUCGGUGCUGGUAUGCCCGACAGUGGAGAUGUCUUUGACAAGACUGUUUACCUGGAAGACGGUAUUUCGGAAGAGACUGCUGAUAAACUGCGUGCCAUGGGUCACAAUGUCGAGAUUAUCAAAGGACAUGGCAGAGGUCUCUUUGGCAGAGGUCAAGUUAUCAGAUGGCAUGUCGACCAUGUCGAGGACCGCGGUGUCUGGAGUGCAGGCAGUGAUCCANGAGCCGACGGUCACGCCGUUCCCUGGAUGUGA
This is a messenger RNA of Aureobasidium musti, 1884 nucleotides long. Lineage: Eukaryota; Fungi; Ascomycota; Dothideomycetes; Dothideales; Saccotheciaceae. The record is from the annotation of a GenBank genome assembly.